This is a messenger RNA of Trichomycterus rosablanca, 2141 nucleotides long. It is a transcript of the gene cgrrf1, whose product is annotated as cell growth regulator with ring finger domain 1. Lineage: Eukaryota; Metazoa; Chordata; Actinopteri; Siluriformes; Trichomycteridae. The record is from RefSeq and is a predicted model, not a curated record. Bases 188 to 1153 code for a protein of 321 amino acids. The transcript is spliced from 6 exons. Gene Ontology annotation, biological process: negative regulation of cell growth.
UUAUCUUUUAUUCCUUUAAUCCUGGAUUUAGUUUAUAUUAUCAUCAUUAUUCAUCCAGGACUGAGAUUAUACCAGGUUUAAAUGAUCCGGGGUUUAUUUGAUUAACUCCGUUUUUAUACCAGUUUUGUUUAUUUACAUUUUUAUUUCAUAUUUAAUCCCGUGUUUAUUGUACUGAAGUGUAACAGUGAUGGCGGCGGAGUUUAUAGUGAAGUUAUAUGAAUAUUCACCGCUGUUUUAUAUCAGUCUGAUCUCAGUCUGCUUCAUCCUCACUGUUACACUGUUACUGAGCUGGUUCGGCUUUGAUGUCCCUGUGAUGGUGAGGAGUUCAGAUGAAGGUGAUUCUCUCCCUCCUGCUCCUGAGAAGAAAAUGGUUCAGGUGCCGAACCCGUUUGCUCUGGAGCUGGGCACCACCCCCCCGGGCACGGUGAAAGACGGCGUGUGUUUGAGGACCUGCUGUUUGGAGGAGUGUGUGCUGACUUGUUUUUGGGGUUGCAGUGUUCAGGCUCUGCAGGCGGCGCUGCACACACACCGAUCCGGAGACGCCCUGAACUCGGCGGCUUCGUUCCAGCGGGCACUGCACGGGCACUACCGCCACGCCCAGACCUUCACGGUGGGUCGGGAGGAGAGAGGCGAGUGUGUUACCCACAUCCCCCCUCAGCUCGGGGUCACUGAUUUUGGUUUCCUGCCUCGUUCCUGCUACCCGCUAGUCGCCGUUCUCACGCUAGCAAAGAGUGACGACAGAGACGCCUACAACAUAGUGGCGAGUGUGACGGUGCUGCAUGUUCCUGAUGACCGGUACACCCUGUCAGGACGGGUCCUGUUCCAUUACCUGCUCACCGCUGCUGGGAACCUGUACGAUCUGAAGCCGCUCUUCAUGUCGACGGACGGCACGAGCCCCGCCCCUACAGCCGAGUCCGAGGAGGAGCUACACACAGAGGCGCCUGAGACCGGAGAGGCGGAGCCCGAGGAGGAAGGGGCGUGGCAGGGAGCGGCCGAGAGAGACUGCGUCGUGUGUCAGAACGCGGCGGUGAACCGCGUGUUGUUGCCGUGCCGACACGCAUGUGUGUGCGAUGAGUGUGUGGUGCACUUUCAGCACUGCCCCAUGUGUCGGACUUUCAUCUGCGAGUCCUUCACCUUAUCAACCCUGUCCUGAAGGAGAACGCUGGAGAGGAACGCUGGAGAGGAACGCUGGAGAGGAACGCUGGAGCUGAAGGAGAACAACGCUGGAGAGGAACGCUGGAGCUGAAGGAGAACGCUGGAGAGGAACGCUGGAGCUGAAGGAGAACGCUGGAGAGGAACGCUGGAGCUGAAGGAGAACGCUGGAGCUGGAGGAGAAAAACACUGGAGGAGAACGCUGGAGCUGGAGGAGAACGCUGGAGCUGCAGGAGAAUGCUGGACCCACUGCUCCCCAACCAGUUUUAGGUUUAGCAGAAGCCCUUACCUAACAAGACCAAAUACAUGCUAGUGAUUUAGGCUUAGGGGCCUUUCUCAGGGGCCCAGCAGCAGCAACUUUAGCCAAAGGUGAUCAUCCAAGUAUUAAACAAGGGGGUGAAUACUUCUGCCAUUACGGCUCAUGAAGUCUUUGUAGGUCGAUUUUUAUUUAUUUAUGACUGUUUAUUCAUUUUAAUAAAAAAUGGUAUGAAUGUAAAUAUUGACAUGAUUUAAAAUCAUGAUGUUUUGGAGCUGCUGUACGUUUGUACCUUCAGUAUUAAAGAGGAAGCUGAUGAAUCUUCCUGUGUGAACUCUGACCUCUGAUGCGUCACUGAUGCGCCGUCGCCGGUAUAGACCCACGUAAAGCCGCCGCCUACAUCUAUACAUCGGUCUCGACACAUAUGAAGGACCCACACUGUUCUCUCGAGGAACUCUAGUAGCCCUCGCAGAGCGCCGACCUGGACCCCACAGAACACGUCUGGGAUGGAUUGGAAUGUUGACUGUGACGGGCAUUCUGGUCUAACAUCGGUACCUGGGCACAAGUUCCCACAGACACGCUCCAAGAUGUUGCUCAAAUCCUUUUUCGCAGGAGUGAAGGCUGUCGUAACUUGGUGUUAGAUAAGUCUGAUGAGUCUGUGGUUUGGUGUCCACAUACUUUGUGAAAUGCUGUGUAAAAUAUCAAAAUAAUAAACACAAUGUUUACUGUUGUA